Messenger RNA from Arabidopsis lyrata subsp. lyrata, 2493 nucleotides. RefSeq names its product UBP1-associated protein 2C. Lineage: Eukaryota; Viridiplantae; Streptophyta; Magnoliopsida; Brassicales; Brassicaceae. Gene Ontology annotation, molecular function: RNA binding. Bases 89 to 1351 code for a protein of 420 amino acids. The record is from RefSeq and is a predicted model, not a curated record. The transcript has 2 exons.
UUUUCUCUCGAUUUAUUUUUUCUUCUUCUUCGUGUACCGCUCUCUCCGACUCGACUAGGGUUAAGUAUUUUAGGCGAAACCUUCGACCAUGGAUAUGUUGAAGAAGCGAAAGCUCGAUGAGAAUGGAAUCGGGAUGCUAAACGAUGGAAUCAACGGAUCUGUUUCGUCUCGAUUGAUGCCACAAGACGCGAGAAAGAUUAUCGAGCGAUUCUCUACUGAUCAGCUUCUCGAUAUCUUGCAAGAAGCUGUUGUACGGCAUACAGAUGUUCUAGAAAUCGUUAGAUUGACCGCAGAUUCCGAUAUCUCUCAGAGGAAGCUCUUCAUCCGUGGACUCGCGGCGGAGACGACGACGGAAGGUCUUCGUUCGCUUUUCUCCAAUUACGGAGAUCUCGACGAAGCUAUUGUGAUUCUCGAUAAGGUAACUGCUAAAUCCAAAGGGUAUGGUUUUGUGACUUUUAAGCAUGUUGAUGGAGCUUUGCUUGCUUUGAAAGAGCCGUCUAAGAAGAUUGAUGGCCGCGUGACGGUCACGCAGCUCGCGGCUGCUGGGAAUCAAGGUACGACGAACUCACAUGUUUCUGAUAUAUCGAUGAGGAAGAUUUAUGUGGCCAAUGUGCCGUUUGAUAUGCCUGCGGAUAGGUUAUUGAAUCAGUUUUUGGCUUAUGGGGAUAUUGAGGAAGGUCCUUUAGGUUUUGAUAAAAUUACUGGUAAGUCAAGGGGAUUUGCGUUGUUUGUUUAUAAGACUGCAGAAGGUGCUCAGGCUGCACUUGCUGAACCUAUGAAGGUGGUUGAUGGAAAGAAUCUGCAGUGUAAAUUGGCUAUUGAUGGUAAGAAAGGAAAGCCACCAGGUCAAGACGGUGGCGCUGGGGUUGGACAUGGUCACGGUCAUGGUGAUGGAAUGGGUAUGGUUCCUCCUCCUGGACCUUAUGGUGCAGCUGGUGGUGGUCAUGGUGGACCUGGUGGGUUGGGUAAUUAUGGUGGGUAUUCAGGAGGACCAGCACCACAUCACAUGAAUUCCACACCAUCUUCAAUGGGUGUUGGUACUGCUACUGGUGGCUAUGGAAGUGUAUAUGGUAGUCAUUACAGUGGAUAUGGUGCGGAAUCUGCGGGUUAUGGUGGUCUUGGUGCAGGAUCAAUGGGUGGUACUGGUGGUGGUUAUGGUGGGCCUGGUACUGGGAGUCGUCCAUAUAGAAUGCCACCAACUUCGAUGUCUGGUGGUGGUUAUCCAGAGAGUGGGCACUAUGGACAUUCAUCAGCUUCAGCAUAUCCUGCACAGCAUCAGCCUGUUGGUUCCUCUCCAGUGCCACGGGUUCCUCUUGGGGGAAUGUACCCCAAUGUUCCACCAAAUUACUGAACGGUUUGUGACAUGGAGAAGAUGCUUUUUAUGCUUAAUGGUGAUUACCUGAUUGCAGCCUCUUUAAAAUCUAUGGAUUGAUGAAUGUAUUGCUGCUUUGAUCUCUCUCUCUCUGCACUUGAUCUGAUUGUGCCUUGGCCUAUGAAAUGCCUAGUUGUUCUAUGACUGAUUAGACUAGGAAAUUAUCUGUAUUUUUUUCGUAGACAUACGUGGCAGAUUGGUUUUGUUCGUCAGAGUAGUGCGAGUUUUUAAUAAAGUUGGUGUAUUUUUCCUUACUUUGUCUAUUGGUUUAUUUUCCUUUUACUCUUGCGAUUCUUUGCUACAAGCCUACAACGUAGUACCUUGUCUGUGAUCUUUGUGGACAUUUGUUUGGGUUCACCGACCUACAGAAUCCUUUACUUGACAUAAAUGAAGUGGCACUAGAAGAUUUGCUUUGUGGAUCAUUGUUGACUGGUUGAUCCAUAGGUUAAAGGUGCUGAACAUGUGUUUUAGCAGCUUGAUAUACUGAUUAAAUUGUAUUGCCUUUCAUCUUUUCGAAUUAGACUUGGGAAGCCCUAUUGUCUAUUGAUGUCAGAUACAGACAUGAUAAAAGUUUCUUGAAAGAGUGUAUUGCUUGUUAUCUGAUGUUGCCAUUGUUUGCUUCAGAUGAUAAACAAAUCUAUUUUGAUUCUUUGUGAAAAGAGUUACUUUCUAGGUUCCUUUUAAUAUAUUUUUACAUCAAAGAGAUUUUUGAUUUUUGCUGAAAAUGAAUUUGUUUGGGUGUAUCUCAUGGCUAUUGAUAUUUGACAGUUCUUGAUCUGUUGGCCACAUAUUAACGAGGAAUUGGUUUGAAAUAUUCUCUGGUCCUAGACGAAGACUUUGAUAUGAUGUCGCUUCGUGUCCACAAACAGACUAGUCUUGUGUCAUUUCUUAGGAAUCAUUUCUUCACACUAACUUAUGACCACUUGGUCUUCUGUUUUACAUUUCUUUUGGUCCUUUUAUUGGGCGAUUUGCUGGUGCGACCGAGGCGAGGAGGUGCGGCGGCUGUAUGACUUUGGGCUCUGCAAGGACGGCGACAAGAACAACUCUUUAUAAACAUGUAAUCUAAAAUGUAUAUCGCCGCUACACUCUGUACAUUUCUAAUCAUGUUCACAUACUAACAA